This is a messenger RNA of Eimeria maxima, 2052 nucleotides long. RefSeq lists its product as hypothetical. Gene Ontology annotation, cellular component: cytosol. Bases 1 to 2052 code for a protein of 683 amino acids. The record is from RefSeq and is a predicted model, not a curated record. The transcript has 2 exons. Lineage: Eukaryota; Apicomplexa; Conoidasida; Eucoccidiorida; Eimeriidae.
AUGAACGGUCCUGACGGAUUUAUUGCCGCCUCUGCGGCGACAGUAGCUCGAGAAAAUGCUUCGUGGCUGAUGCGAAGUGCCCGUGGGGCUGCUACUGCAGGGACGGGCGUACAUCCCGCUUGCCAGCUGCAACUUUCCAGCGACAAUAAGACGGAGUCUUCGAGGACGCACGCGGACGCUGGCGACGCUCAUAGAUACAUUCACGGCAACCGCCAGGCUCCUACGGUCCCUCAACCCGCGGACAAAGGUGCACUUUUGCAAGACCUCAGCAUCGCUCUCUUCUCCAAAUUGGCGGAGUCGUUGCCGAAGGACAAAGGGCCCCUCAGCUUUUUGAGCUGGGAAGACGGGAGCUGGUACUGCGGACAUGUGAGGGAGGGGAGUCUCGACGGUUUGGGGGUGUACAGGUAUACUGACAACUCGGUGUACUGCGGACAAUGGGCUCGUGAUCGUCUUCACGGCUUGGGCGUCUUCAUAACUCCCAGCGGAUUUGUAUAUAGAGGUGGCUUUGAGGAGGACAAGCAAAACGGGCCCGGCAUUUUUGUGGUGCCGCAGGGCCCAACAUUCUUUGGGCACUUCCGUGACGGUCGUUUGCACGGCUUUUCGUGCUGUGUAUGUCCAGCUGGAGCUAGUAGGCCGCUGCUGGGAGAGUGGAGAGACGGGGAGUUCUUAAGGGCUUUGCCGGUGCAAGCCCGCAUAGCUGACUUCUACUCUAGGGCUGCAGACUCCCUAGACCUUCUGCAUUGCCCAUGGGCCCCUGUGCCAAUUCCCCUGCCAGACGCCUUCAUUUUCGGCAUUUCUAACGAAGAUAUACCCCAGACUCACGCCCCUCAUCGGAGAGAACACCAGCUUUGCGGUGCUUCGGUGCUGGAAGCCCUCCGCGUAGAGCUCCCCAGGAGUUUGUUGCAACUCGCUGCAGCCGAAGGUGACUGCCAUCCUGCGCACCCCCCCCAAACAAAGCUUUGCAAUGGACGGCUUUCAGGCUGUACGAAGCCUAUGGUGAGAAAGCGGAAGGCCAGCACGUUAAAGGCGCAAAGCAAAGAGGCAGCCCCAACAAGCACCCGGAACAAGGGGUUUGGCGGCGAUGCCUGCGCCGCGAACGGAGGGACAUCCGCUCCUCCUAGAGCAACGACUACAAAGGCGCAGCUGUUGAGGUGGGAAAGUGAGGCUCGAAAGCUGCCUCGUAUUCCACACCUGAACUACAACCGCGUGCUCGGUCGGUGGUACGCUCGGGUUCGAGACCCGGCCAGCGGUCGCCGUAUCUGGAAGGGCUACACGUGUGCAGUUCACGGCUUCUUCGAGGCCCGGGAUAUGGCGAUUGACCGGUUAAGGCAAUUUAGCCAGCUGGUCUCGCCCCUCCCAGGUGCAACCCCAGAAGAUUCUGCAGCAGUGGAAGAAGGCCACGACCCCUCGGCCGUAGCAGCUUCUCCUGACCAGCAUCUCCAGCAAGACCAAGAGCAGGAGGUGUGCUAUGAAGGAACGCAGCGCUCCAACGCAUCUGUAGAGAUAUGUGCUAUCUCCGACGCACCCACAGUAAAAGUAGGACGGCCUUCGGAAGAAGCCUUCACACAAGAAGCCGCUCGUCCUGCAGCCGCAGCGUCAGCAGCUGUGUCCGCUGCUUGCGAUUCUGAAAAAGUACCGACUCAAGACGUGGUGACUCCUUCUACAACGGGAACCCAAGAAGGAGGAGACAUUUCAGUAGAUGAGAAGAUUUCCCCAGGGAACGGGAGUCAGGGAAAUCUAAGCACUGGGCUUUUCACUGGCAAGGCAAUCGCUCCAGCUGCGAUUGAGGCCCCGUGCGGUACCAACAGUGAGGACACACAAGAGCCCCUUGAAUGUGUUUCGAAACUUUGCAAGAAUGCGAAGGAGCAAUUGCCCGUCUUCCCGUCUGCCGGACCGCCCUGCGGGGCAGAGGCAUCAGGAAGCUCUUGCUUACAGCAGGAAAAAGGUUUUGUACAGGACGAAGAAAGCAUUUCGUGCAGCAGGUUGACAACAGCAGACUGUAGUGAUUCUGCACUUAGUCGCUGCACCCCCACAUAUUAUGAAAGCGCCUGA